Thlaspi arvense is the source of this 3732-nucleotide messenger RNA. The record is from the annotation of a GenBank genome assembly. Lineage: Eukaryota; Viridiplantae; Streptophyta; Magnoliopsida; Brassicales; Brassicaceae.
GGUAAAUUGCGGGAAGCAGUGUGUGGGUGAAGCCCUAAAACCGUGAUUGAGAAGGUGACUUGAGAGAGAGAGUAGAGUAGAGAGAGAGCAGAGAUCAGAGAGCAUAGAGAGACUUAUGGCGGCGGUUUCUUCACCGGAAACCGUUCCGUUACCCUCGUCGGACUUCGCUUCGCUUCCGGUUGUGGCGAUGAAGAGGAGAAUCAUCGUCGAGAAUCGCGUCACCCUCAUCGUCGGCGACCAGGGCUGCGGGAAGAGGAGAGAUCUUCCGAUUUGGCUGCAGAAGGAUGAGUUUCUCCGGACUUUGAACUCUAAUCAGACGCUCAUACUCGUCGGAGAAACUGGGAGUGGCAAAACUACUCAGAUUCCACAGUUUGUUUUAGAUGCCGUGGUGGCUGAGAACACAGAUACGCGUAAGAAAUGGUUGAUCGUCUGCACGCAGCCUCGAAGAGUUGCUGCAAUGUCUGUGUCUCGUCGUGUUGCUGAUGAAAUGGAUGUGACCAUUGGAGAAGAAGUCGGUUACAGCAUCCGUUUCGAGGACUGUAGUAGCUCUCGUACCAUGCUUAAGUAUUUGACUGAUGGUAUGCUGCUGAGAGAGGCAAUGGCGGACCCGCUUUUAGAGAGAUACAAAGUUAUUGUCCUCCACGAAGCUCAUGAAAGAACUCUGGCCACGGAUGUGCUGAAAGUCCCUGGUAGGCUUCAUCCAGUGGAGAUCUUCUAUACGCCGGAGCCUGAGAGGGACUAUCACGAGGCUGCUAUAAGGACCGUUGUUCAGAUUCACUUGUGCGAGCCACCUGGAGAUGUCCUUGUGUUCUUAACUGGAGAGGAGGAGAUAGAAGAUGCCUGCCGUAAAAUCAAUAAAGAGGUCAGUAAUCUUGGAGACCAAGUGGGGCCGAUCAAAGUUGUGCCGCUGUAUUCUACUCUCCCACCUGCGAUGCAGCAGAAGAUUUUCGACCCUGCACCAGAGCCCUUAGCAGAAGUUGGCCCUGCUGGUAGAAAGAUUAUCGUCUCGACCAACAUUGCUGAAACAUCUUUAACCAUUGAUGGGAUUGUUUAUGUUAUCCGUGUUGAGUCAUUGCUGGUAAUAUUGGCUACAAAUAUUGCGGAAUCUUCAGUGACGAUACCCAAAGUAGCCUAUGUCAUCGACUCGUGCCGGUCUCUGCAAGUGUUCUGGGAUGCAUCCAGGAAAAGAGAUGCAGUGCAGCUUGUUUGGGUCUCCAAAUCUCAGGCUGAGCAACAUAGAGGGAGGACAGGUCGAACAUGUGAUGGUGAGGUGUAUCGCCUGGUGCCGAGUGCGUUCUUCAACAAGCUUGAAGAGCAUGAGCCCCCAGCUAUACUUAAACUGUCAUCGAGACAACAAGUUCUCCAUACGUGCUGCACAGAUUCCAGAGCCGUUAUUGACGCAAACGGGAAGAGGAGAGAUCUUCCGAUUUGGCUGCAGAAGGAUGAGUUUCUCCGGACUUUGAACUCUAAUCAGACGCUCAUACUCGUCGGAGAAACUGGGAGUGGCAAAACUACUCAGAUUCCACAGUUUGUUUUAGAUGCCGUGGUGGCUGAGAACACAGAUACGCGUAAGAAAUGGUUGAUCGUCUGCACGCAGCCUCGAAGAGUUGCUGCAAUGUCUGUGUCUCGUCGUGUUGCUGAUGAAAUGGAUGUGACCAUUGGAGAAGAAGUCGGUUACAGCAUCCGUUUCGAGGACUGUAGUAGCUCUCGUACCAUGCUUAAGUAUUUGACUGAUGGUAUGCUGCUGAGAGAGGCAAUGGCGGACCCGCUUUUAGAGAGAUACAAAGUUAUUGUCCUCCACGAAGCUCAUGAAAGAACUCUGGCCACGGAUGUGCUGAAAGUCCCUGGUAGGCUUCAUCCAGUGGAGAUCUUCUAUACGCCGGAGCCUGAGAGGGACUAUCACGAGGCUGCUAUAAGGACCGUUGUUCAGAUUCACUUGUGCGAGCCACCUGGAGAUGUCCUUGUGUUCUUAACUGGAGAGGAGGAGAUAGAAGAUGCCUGCCGUAAAAUCAAUAAAGAGAUGAGAACUCAGUUUGCAACAUCUGACAAUGGCCAUGGAGCAAUCGAACCUGAUGAUUACAGUAAGGAUCGAGAGGUGCCAGUGUGUGUGUCUGACCAGUGCACGUUCUCUCACACUCUUGAGUCAACAAGACCAGCCUGCUCUCAGGCACUCGCUGUUAGCUUGUCUGGUGGUUCUUCUUCCUCCAAGCCACGUGAAGAUAAUAAAAAGAAGAGGGAAGCUAGUAAAGAUGGAGCUGACAGAAAGAGAAGAAGGAUUGAAGAAGAAGAAGAGGAUUCGAGCUCUGAACAAGAUGAUCCCCAGGAACAAGAAGAGAAAGGCGAUCCCCAGGAAGAAGAAGAAGAAGAAGAGGAAGAGGAAGAAGAAGAGGAAGGUCAUGAUGAUAAGAUUGAUAUAUGGUGGGACCUGGAAAACCAGCCAGUUCCCACCGAUAUGGCAGCUAGAGAGGUGUGUGACACCAUCCGUAGAAGAAUGACUGAACUGGGCUUUAACGGCAGAGUUAAAAUGCAGGUUGUGGUUGCUUACAAAGACUCCAUAGUGCCUACUAAAGUGAGUAAAGACGAAGAUGUUACAGUCCAUCGUGCCAAAAACUUUAAGAGACCUAAAAGAAAACGAAUCUACGAUGAAGAUGGAAAAAGGAUAAAAAGAGUGCCUGAUCAAGUUGCAGAUGAUGAGAUCAAAAGGAGACUUGAUAUUUGGCUCAAGAAAAAACCCCACCGGCCCCGAAGAAGGAUAUUUUUGUUUAGUGGGGAUAAGGGUUUCAGUGACUAUGUGGACCGUAUGGUAGAUGCUGGUCACCGUGUGUACGUGUGUAAGUCUGAUAGGGAAGAGUCGCAGGUACUCAUUGCUCGAGUAGAAAGUUAUUGGGAUUAUAGAGGAUUUCUCUAUCUUGCACCCAAGGAGUUUACUUGUCGUGAGAGUAAAGCUCAGUAUAAGUUGGAAAAGGAGAGGGAAAAAAAGAGGAAGAAGAAGCAUCGGAAGGAGGAGGGAAGGAAGGUGAGAAAGAAGGCUGGUGAAGCUGCUGCUGAGGCUGAAGGUGAUGAUGAGGCUGAGGUGGAAAAGAAGACGGAAAGAAAGAGGAUGAAGAAGCUUAGGAAGGAGAAGAGGAGUGAGAGAAAGGCGGCUGCUGCUGAGGCUGCUGCUAAGGCGGCUGCUGAGGCUGCUGCUAAGGCGGCUGCUGAGGCUGAGGGUGAUGAUGAGGCCGAGGUGGAUAAGAAGACGGAAAGAAAGAGGAUGAAGAAGCUUAGGAAGGAGAAGAGAAGGAGUGAGAGAAAGGCUGCUGCUCAGGAAGGAGAAGAGAAGGAAUGAUCUUUAGGUUGCUGAUUUGAUUUUAAAAAUAUCUUUGUGUACCUCAAGGAGACCGAAGGAAGUACCAUGAUGAUGUCUCUGUGAUGAUUGUGUCCCUUGAAGGAAGGAUUUGGCGGUCGUCUGGACAAUAUUAUCCAGAGAGAAAACAAAAAUUCAAUAGAUGAAUUAACAACAAUCAACAACAACAACCAAAAAUUAGGAUUUCUUGUAAUUGGCUUUAUUGUUCUCAAACAAUCUUUUCAGUUUCCAGAAGUAAAAGAAAAGAAAAAGAAGGCUUGAUUUUUCUAUUUCUAUGAUUUUCAACAGAAGAUGAAUCAAAAAUGUUGUAUAUUUAUGUUUUGGUACCCAAAAAUUUCAGAAUGUCAUCAAAUGAUCUAAACAUUAAUCAAAGUCAACUUGUGGAC